Messenger RNA from Limulus polyphemus (Atlantic horseshoe crab), 1333 nucleotides. RefSeq names its product small conductance calcium-activated potassium channel protein-like. Gene Ontology annotation, molecular function: small conductance calcium-activated potassium channel activity; calmodulin binding. The transcript has 8 exons. Lineage: Eukaryota; Metazoa; Arthropoda; Merostomata; Xiphosura; Limulidae. Bases 48 to 1316 code for a protein of 422 amino acids. Gene Ontology annotation, cellular component: plasma membrane; neuronal cell body; neuron projection. The record is from RefSeq and is a predicted model, not a curated record. Gene Ontology annotation, biological process: potassium ion transmembrane transport.
CUGUCUAUUCUACUGCUGUCAAAACAUUGAUUACCGUCUCUACCUUGAUGUUAAUGGGACUGGUCCUAGGCUACCACGCUCUGGAAGUUCAACUCUUCCUGAUCGACAACUGUGCUGAUGACUGGAGGAUAGCAAUGACAUGGGAAAGAAUAACUCUAAUCCUUCUAGAACUAACAAUCUGUGGUGUGCAUCCAGUGCCUGGGGAGUAUUACUUCAUGUGGACCACUAAACUAUCUAACCACGGGGGUCGAGUUGAGUCCACUAAAGUCCCCAUUGAUGUGACAUUAUCGCUUCCCAUGUUUCUUCGUCUCUACCUCAUCUGUCGGGUCAUGUUGCUGCACAGCAAACUCUUUACGGAUGCUUCAUCCAGAAGUAUUGGUGCCCUUAAUCGCAUCAACUUCAACACCAGGUUCGUACUGAAGACCUUGAUGACGAUAUGUCCAGGAACUGUGUUGCUAGUCUUUAUGGUGUCCCUAUGGAUCAUUGCUAGCUGGACACUCCGUCUGUGUGAAAGGUAUCACGACGAGGACCAUGCUAAUCUUCUGAAUACCAUGUGGCUCACCGCCAUCACAUUUCUGUCUGUCGGCUAUGGCGACAUCGUUCCCAACACAUACUGUGGCCGCGGGAUUUCCGUCACCAUGGGUCUCAUGGGCGCGGGCUGUACUGCCCUUGUAGUAGCUGUGAUAGCGAGGAAGCUGGAACUUACCCGGGCGGAAAAACACGUGCACAACUUCAUGAUGGACACUCAACUGUGUAAACGGCUCAAAAAUGCAGCUGCUAAUGUGCUACGAGAAACUUGGUUAAUUUACAAAAACACAAAACUGGUCAAACGCGUCAGCACAGGAAAGGUUCGGACACACCAGAGGAAAUUUCUUCUAGCAAUUUACAGUCUUAGGAAGGUGAAAAUGGACCAACGGAAGUUACUGGACAAUUCAUCGACCAUCACGGAUAUGGCAAAGACACAGACCACCGUUUAUGAGAUUGUGUCCGACAUCAAUCAACGCCAGGAGAUACUUGCAGAGAGAGUGACCUCUCUAGAAGAGAGACUGGGGUGUAUUCAGGAACAGCUUGACGCACUCCCUGAAUUGAUCACACGCUCAUUAGUCCAGCAGCUGACACGCACCGCACAUGGCACUCAGUCUCCUGUCAGCCAACCUCAGGCUGCUGAGAAGAGAAACGCUUACCUUCAUCCUGAUGAUGCCGCGACUUUGGGAUCACGACAUACAUGGUCAUCUGUCACGCUUCCACCUACACAGACUGGACGCGGGGGUCUACUUCCACCUAUGGUGCCUCGAGCAGGUUCAACCGAGAACUGAAAGCUGAGUUCGGAUCC